Molecule: messenger RNA, 2868 nt
Organism: Vanrija pseudolonga
Lineage: Eukaryota; Fungi; Basidiomycota; Tremellomycetes; Trichosporonales; Trichosporonaceae
Gene: Nbr1
Product: ZZ-type zinc finger domain-containing protein
Exons: 6
Coding region: 1-2868 (955 amino acids)
Molecular function (GO): protein binding; zinc ion binding
Source: RefSeq, a predicted model, not a curated record
AUGCUAAGGCCGGCACCAGGCGGCGCGAUACCUGGCCGGCCGCACCGCCCACUGGUCGUGCGGUGCGGGUACGAUGGCUCGACGCGGCCCGUAAACUUCCCCUCGGCGGCGAGCUGCCGGCUCGAGUCGCUGCGCACGCGCGUCGAAGAAUGCUUCGCCCUCUCCGCGUGGCCGUUCGUGCUCACGUACACCGACGACGACGGGGAAGAGUACCACGUCCGCACCGAGGCCGACCUCACCGACGCCAUCUCGUACUUUGCCUCUGGGGACGAUGAGGGCGCCCACUCGAGCGGCGCGGCCGGCCGGCCGCCAGCCCCGCCCAAGAUCUCGAUGCGCGUCGACGUCGUAGUAGAGUACGACGGGCCGAGCCUGAGCGACACGAGCUCGAUCGCAAGCUUCCGGACGUCGGAACACUCCUGGCACUCGAGCGAGCGGAGCGCCGCGCGCAGCGACGGACGCAGCUCGUUCGAGUACCGCAGCUCCCGGGGGAGCAGGUACAGCUCCGUGCCGCCCAUCACGACCGACCUCGCGGACCCGCUGGGUGCGAUGCGCCUCUCAAGCCCGGGGAGCACGCUCUCGGGCGGCCCGAGUUCAGGCCGCAGCACCGUGCUGCAAGGCCGCCCGCGGGCAUCGCUCCCCCCGCCAGAGCUCGACGCGGCGAGCGCGUCAGCGUACUCGCGCCACCGGGGAGCGCGGACCGAGAACGCAUACUACGACGACACGGCGCCAGCGCUCAUGGGCCACUCGGAGCUCGGGUCACGCUGGCUCCGCGAGCAGAGCCAGCUCGCCAACCGCAUGCCACGGCUCCGGCUGGGCGGCCGGAGAUAUGACUCGGAUGACGAGGGGCUGAAUAGCGACGAUGAAAGCCUGGGCGAUAUCGAACUGGUCCAGGACGCGCGCGGACGAUACUACUACUCGUACCAGACCGAGACAGCAUCCCUGUCGUCGCAAUCCGAGGCGGAUUUCGACUCGAUGGAGCACGCCGGGCCCAGUUCAGCGGGGUUCACGUCGCCCAGACUCACCGGCGGCGCGAGACGAACAUCGCCCGAGACCGCAUCCGAGGUGGAGGAAGUCACGCGCGCGCCGAGCAGCGAGCCGACGGGACCGCCAGUCCUCGCGCCCGACUGCUCGGCUUGUGGCGUGCGCCUAGACUACAUGCGCUACGUAUGCGUGCCGUGUGGUGAAGGCGAGUUGUGGACCGUCAACGCGGUGGGCAAGGCGCCGUUCGAGCCGCCCAGGCUCCCAAGUGAGCAGAGCGACGGUGACGCGACUGAGUCGUCCGAGGGCACAGCCUGGGGGCCCCUCGCGUCUUCGACCGGCAGCCAGACGGUGUAUCGCGGCGCCGACGGCCGCUCGCGCUCGGGGUCAAUGUCGACCAACGCCAGCGUGCACUCAUUAGCCGUGGCUAACGGGAGCGCCGUGUCCCCCGGCUCGCCGAGAUCGAUCCAGUUCGACCUCGACGGCAACCCGACCCCCGCGCGGCACAGGGCCACGCCGCGUGGAUACGAGCUCUGCCCCUCCUGUAUAGAGGUGCACGGUAUCGCGCACUCCAAGGCUGCGAACCGCGAGCGCGACGCCAAUGGGCACAGGAAGAAACGGUCAGGUCAGCUGCGGCAUACGUUCCGCGAGAAGAUCUGGGGGGCUGAAGGCUGGAUGGAUAUUGGUGGGUUCGUCGCUCCCGCUGUGCUGACCAGCCCAGAGUAUGCAGAUGACUCGGAUUGUACCAUCUGCAACACGCCCCUGGUGAACAACCGCUAUAAAUGCUACCAAAAGGUAGACGAGAUUCACCCCGUGCACGUCUUCUUAUCACUACCGGACAAACCUUUACCCAGCCUCGAGGUGGCCAGCACCAGCAGCGUUCUGGGCAACGGGCACACCGAGACGCGGCCAAUACGGCAUCCAGGCGCCUUUUGCCACAACUGCUUACAAGACAUUGUCGGCCCGCGAUUCCACUGCGCGGUAUGCCCGUCAUGGGACCUGUGUAUCCAGUGCGAAGGCCUCACGACGUCUGGCGACGGUCAGCACACGGCCGACCACAUCAUGAUGAAGAUCCCCAUUCCCCUCGCAUCGUCCGAGGUCGAGGCUGUGAGUCGGCGGGCACGCGACCGUUGGUUCCAGCAGGACUCGUCGACCGUGGCGCGGCGCACGCCGGGGGGCAGCACGGCGUCGCGCUCGUCAUCCCCGUCAGUCGACACGGAGACGGUGUACGCGCCCACGCGGCGCAGCGCACGCAGCGUCAGCACAGCUGCACGGCUGCCUGUCCUCCCCAACUCGGGGCGCGGCACGCCGUCUGUCACCCGGCAACAGGUCGCCGCACGCCCCCGCGACGACCUGGACCACAAUGCACGCUGCGCAAACUGCAACGAGUGGAUCAUGGGCCGGCGGUACCAGUGUGCCAACUGCCCCUCCGACCCGGAGCCGUACAACCUGUGCUCGAUCUGCGAGCUGCGGUCGUACCGCGUCCACGACCCGCGGCACGUUUUCUUCAAGUUCGACCGCCCCGUCCACAUCCCACUGCAGAGCACGCAGCCCCUCCUGCCCCUGCUGUACAAGAACCGCGCCGGCCAGGUCCCCGCCUCGGCAGUGCUCUCGCCGCACGACCCGACAGCGUACCUCAAGCACGUGCUACACCGCGAGACGGUCUGCGAUAUCCACAUGGACCAGAUCCGCGGCGCGUGGUUCCGCUGCGCCCACUGCGCUGGCGGAUUCGACGUGUGCCAGGAGGCUGAGCGCACCGCGGAUCAUGACCCCACACAUGUCUUUGUCGUCUUCAAGGCCCGCGUCGACAUGGUGGCCUUCCGCGAGCUCGCCAGCCUCGCCGCGUCGUACCCCAAGCCGCUACUCAAACAGCAGGUCUACUUCUCCUGA